CAGGUAGAAACAUCUCUGGAAAUGCUACAUAUAAACACAACUCACUUCCAACAUUUUUGCAGUUUAAGAAAUUAGGCGAAAGAGAGAAAAAAAAAUCUAGAGAGAGAAAGAAAGAUGAUAACUACUAAUUACAUAGAAGAGGCACAGAUUGUAAUAGUUGGAGGUGGAAUAGGUGGACUUGCAACUGCUCUUGCACUUCAUAAGAAGGGACUUGAGAGUGUAGUUCUAGAGAGAUCGGAGUCUAUAAGAACAACUGGAUCAGCUAUUGGCAUUUUCUCCAACGGUUGGCGUGCACUAGAUCAACUUGGUGUCGGUGCUCAGCUUAGACCAAGAGCUGUUCCUUUCACAGCGUUGCGAAACAUUUCACUCAAUAAUGGCAAACAAGAAGAGAUACCAUUAAGAGAAGAAGCUCGAUGCUUGAAAAGGAAUGAUCUUGUCCAGGUCUUAGCUGAUAGUUUACCUCCUAAUACAGUUCGUUUUGGGUGUCACAUACUGGCUGUAAAGUUGGAUCCCCUAACUUCUCAACCUAUUCUUCAGCUACAAGAUGGAAAUACUAUUAAGGCAAAGGUUGUGAUUGGAUGCGAUGGAGUACAUUCAGUUGUCUCUGAGUUGAUCGGAUUAAAACCUGCAAAGAGUUUCUCUACAUGUGGAGUUAGAGGUUUCACAAGUUAUCCAUCUGGUCAUGGGUUGAGCAAUGAAUUUAUUCGAAUACGGAAAGACAAUUGUCUCUUUGGUAGAAUGCCAGUUGAUGACAAUCUCCUGUAUUGGUUUGUAGCCCGUCCAUGGACAUCUUCUGAUACAGGAGUUUCCAGCAAACCCAAACUCAUCAAAGAAUCGACCAUCGAGUCCAUCACUGAUUUCCCAGAAGAACUUAUAGAAAUCGUAAAGAAAUGUGAUCUUGAUUCAUUGACUCUUACAAGAAUAAGAUACCGGACACCGUGGGACAUCCUGUUAGGAAAUUUUCGAAAAGGGACAGUUAUUGUAGCAGGUGAUGCCAUGCAUGUUAUGGGUCCUUUCUUAGGCCAGGGUGGCUCUGCUGCUUUAGAAGAUGCUGUUGUCUUAGCAAGAAAUUUGGCUCAAGCAAUGAGCACGAAGGGUUCAAAAAGAAUCGACGAAAAAAUUAUGCAGGUAAAGAUUGAAGCAGCAAUGGACCGUUACGUGAAAGAACGUAGAAUGAGGCUGUUUAUGUUGUCUUCACAGGCUUAUCUCAUCGGAAUGUUGUUAGAAACCUCGUCUGGCCGAUUGACAAAGUUGGUGAUGGUCAUUGCCCUAGUUGUUUUCUUCAGCAAUUCGAUUGCCCAUACUAAAUACAACUGUGGUCAUCUCUAAAUUCAAAUGUCUUUAUAAAGUUGUCUUGUUUAUUCCUCUUGUUGCCAUUUGUAAAUGUUCCAUUUUUUUACCAGAAAAAUAAAGGGAGCAUCAUUUGAAUAUUCCUCAGUUUCCCUUAACGAAGUCAGAAAACCUAGUCCACAUGUAGUAGAAUUCACUCCUGGUUAAGGUUAUAAGGAUGGUCAAAUGUGUGAUUAAUGAUGGCUAAUGUCCUAAAGUAGUCAUCGUUAAUACCACCAAUUAAUGGCAGGAUCUACUAAUUAAUAGUAACUGCCAAAUCAGUUUAUGUUCAUAUAGUGUAAAUUUUAUCAAUGUAGUGCAACAACUCAAA
Molecule: messenger RNA, 1660 nt
Organism: Papaver somniferum (opium poppy)
Lineage: Eukaryota; Viridiplantae; Streptophyta; Magnoliopsida; Ranunculales; Papaveraceae
Product: monooxygenase 1-like
Exons: 6
Coding region: 115-1329 (404 amino acids)
Molecular function (GO): FAD binding
Source: RefSeq, a predicted model, not a curated record